Neodiprion fabricii is the source of this 972-nucleotide messenger RNA. RefSeq names its product adenylate kinase isoenzyme 1 (gene Ak1). Lineage: Eukaryota; Metazoa; Arthropoda; Insecta; Hymenoptera; Diprionidae. Gene Ontology annotation, biological process: nucleoside triphosphate biosynthetic process. The coding region runs from base 244 to 813 and encodes 189 amino acids. Gene Ontology annotation, cellular component: cytosol; cytoplasm. The transcript is spliced from 5 exons. The record is from RefSeq and is a predicted model, not a curated record. Gene Ontology annotation, molecular function: AMP kinase activity; ATP binding.
GCAAUAAUUAUAUGUAUAUCCGCGUGUAAGAACUUGCACAAUUAUUUAAACCACGAUCUCGCCACCGCUGCCGCCGACAUACGUUUAUUCUGGUGGAGCAUCCUUCCGCUGCUGCUGUUCAUCUCGUUUUUUCUCGUCGCCGACUAUCGAGACAAGGCUUCUAAUCUGCUGAUCGCGAACACGAAGAUCAACCACGCUCAGGUGCCGAACCAGGAAUCACACGUUAGCAAAAAAUCGAGAAGGAUGACUGUUACACUGUGGGUCGUCGGCGGUCCCGGAUGCGGGAAGGGCACCCAGUGCGAGAAAAUCGUUGCAAAGUACGGCUUCCUUCAUCUCAGCAGCGGUGAUCUUCUUCGGGACGAAGUCGCCAGUGGCAGUCCAAGGGGCGCCCAACUCCAAGAGCUCAUGUCCCAAGGCCUCUUCGUACCAUCCGACGUCGUCCUCGGACUGAUCAAAGAGAAGAUAAACAAGGGAAAGGAGGACAAGGUCCCGGGGUUCCUGAUCGACGGAUACCCACGGGAACUUAGCCAAGGGCUUGAAUUUGAGAAAGAAAUCGGGCCGGUGGACCUAGUGCUCUUCUUCGACGUGGCGAACGAGACUUUGACAAAGAGGUUACUGGGUCGUGCGGCCUCGUCGGGAAGAGUCGACGAUAAUGAGGAGACAAUCAAGAAACGCAUAGCAGUAUUCAACGAGAAGAACGGGCCAAUCGUGGAGCAUUACAAGGACAAGGUUGUCAAGAUAAAUGCCGAGGGCGCGGUUGAGGACAUCUUCGCCGAAGCGAGCAAAGCCAUCGAUGCCGUGAACAAGGUUUAGAAUCCGCAAAAGUUCCCUAAUUUUCCCCUUCAUCAUCUCAUAGACAUAAUAUAGGAUUUUAUAGCAAAUUAUUUAUUCACGUAUCUUUCGUAAUAUCACGAAACUAGUUCACGCACAAUUACACCCCAAUGACGAAUAAAGAUAUUGAUUAGUUGAAAA